AUGGAACCCCCGGCACCGGAGCAGGCCUCGAAGCCGCCGCCCCGCGUCGCCGCCGAUCGCAACCGCAAACUCUCCGCUCUGCUCGCCAGCAUCGACGCCGACCUGGACCUGGAGCUGACCGCCAAGGCCGCUGCGCCUGCCGCGGACGACUCCGGCGUCAACGCGUUCCGCCGCGCCAAGUUCUUCUUCCCCAAGGUCCUCGAGGAACAGCGCAAGGCCAAAGAAGCAAGGGAAGCGGCCGCCGCGAAGAAACUGAAGGCGAAGGGCAGCGAGACACAGCCGCCGACAGUCCGUUCCUCCUCGAGCCCCGACCGACCCCGCGGCACAGACCACGUGUCGAAACGGCGCAAAGUCUCGCACGAGACCGCAGACGGCAAAGCGAAGGCGCUGCACGACAGCCCAUCACCCGCGGGUUCGCCACUAGCAAACAGCCCCAGCCGACACGACAGACGGACGGGAGCACGGCAUGCACGCUCUGUAUCCCUGUCGUCUGGGAGCCCGUCGCCCCCGCCGCCCUCUCGGCUGGACAAGGGCAAGGCCAGAGCUACAGCUCACUCCGUCAACGCGGACGUUGUCUACGCAACGAACACCAACACCUCGUCGCCACCCCCGACACGACAACAGACGUCCACGGGCGGAGCCGACAAGGAUGCCUCGGUUGUGCUUAUCGAGUCGACUGACGACUCCGACUCGGAUGACGACGUCCAACCCUACCGGCCGCCCGACAGAAUGGCACCUGUCGUGUCUCGGCGAGACCGGGACGAAGGAGACGUCGUGGACGAGGUGACGGACCCGGAGUUCAGGGAGUAUAUUGAGCGGGCCCGGGACAAGGCCGCGAAGGCUCGACAGGACGCAGAACUGGACGCCGUCUUUGGGGACGAGCUGAGCCAAGGGCCCAAGGCAGGCGCCACGUUUUCGUCCAACACCACCGCCUCGACAAACGCCACCUCGGCAUCGCAAGCGACUACGGCCUCCAUGGGCCAGUCGGGCGAUACAGGAACCGCACCUGCGAUGGCAGAGACAACACCACCACCACCACCACCACAACCAGCACAACCACGAACGACGACCAUCGCCUCUUCGCAGCCCGCGUCCAGCGACCAGCAAUACCGCGUCUUCAUCACCUCCCACCUGCCCAAAGAGGUCCCGCCCCUGCUCGCCACCAUGCGCAUGGACCAGGAGAUGCGCUACGCCCGCAACGCCUACUUGCAUCAUGCCGCCAAGCACAACGUCCAUCUCUCCGACGAGGCGGCUCAGCGCACGCUGCUCACCUGGAAGGGCAGCAAAAUCUACAAUUUCACGACGGGCGCGUCCCUCGGUGUCCAGCCCGACGCCAAGGGCCGCUUUCGCGACUAUGACAGCAUGGCCAUGGUCGCGGCCGACGCAGGCGCGGGCAAGCCGGCCGCCGGCUUCCAGUCGGGCGGCCUGCACCUCGAGAUCUGGACCGAGGACCGGUAUGCCGCCUACCUGCAGGCCGAAGAACGCCGCCGCCGCCGCAACCUUGGCGAGCUCGUCGAGGGGGACAUGAGCAGUGACGGGGACGACGACGUCGAGGACGGUCGCCGUGGUGCGAGCCGGGGACCCGGUGGGGGACCCAGCGGGGGACCCGGCCAAGGCCCCGAGUCCGCCUCCGCCAACAGCACGCGCAUCCGCCUGGUCCUCGCGUCGCGCGCGCACGAGAAGCUCAAAAUCACCGCACACGGCGACACGACCAUCGAGACGCUGGCCACCGCAUUCCGGCUGCAGCGCGGCAUCGAGCCGGACAAGACGGUGGCCAUUAUGUGGGACGGUGACGAGCUGGAGGGCAGCAUGACGGUCGGCGAGGCCGAGAUGGAGGACAUGGACAGUGUGGAGGUGUAUAUUCGGUGA
This is a messenger RNA of Sporothrix schenckii 1099-18, 1869 nucleotides long. RefSeq lists its product as uncharacterized. Gene Ontology annotation, molecular function: protein binding. The record is from RefSeq and is a predicted model, not a curated record. The transcript has a single exon. NCBI's taxonomy places the organism in Eukaryota, Fungi, Ascomycota, Sordariomycetes, Ophiostomatales, Ophiostomataceae. The coding region runs from base 1 to 1869 and encodes 622 amino acids.